AUGGCGGCAUCUCGCUCUCUCUCCGCCGCUGCGGCGGCCAGAGAAGCCCAAUUCCCCUGUGACCCCACCAACUGCACGGCCCCAUCUAAGUGGUACAUCAGGACCGUCGGCCUGGACGACGCCGUCAUCAAGUCAAUCGCAGCCUUCGUAUACAAGUCCGGCGAUGGAUUAGUCGACGGUGGUGAUUGCUCCGUCUGCCUCGGCGAGUUCUCCGACGGUGAGGUCGUCAAGCUCUUGCCCAAGUGCUCACACGCUUUCCACCAACCGUGUGUCGACACGUGGCUAAGAUCUCAUGUCAACUGUCCUCUCUGCCGCGCCCCCGUCGUUGUCCCGGCUGCGGGGGCGGAAACACCGGCGGCAGCAGAUGGUUCGGUUUCGGGUCGUUUGGAAAACACCCAAAUCGAGAUUUCUCAGCCCCAGAAUCAAGACGAGUGUGCGAUUACGAUCAAUUUGGAUGCUGGGUCUUCUUCAUCUUCAUCAAGGCCGCUGGACGAUGAGAAUGGACUGCAGCCGAUUCGUCGGUCGGUGUCAAUGGACUCCUCAUCGCUCGCAAAGCUCAUGCUCAGGGUUGAAUCCGAGCCGGAGGUGAAAUUGGGGGAGGAGAAGAGAGAAAUUGAGGUGCAAGGAGUUAUACUCUCGAAGAAAAAAGGAGAAGGGGUCGACUGUUUUGGGAAGCAGAGCGUCGAGAGGUCUCUGUCUUCUAGAAGUGGGAGGCUCUUUUUUCCGAGAUGCCGGCGGGGUCGCGCCCGGAGCUCAUCCGUUCUUCCCUUGUGAUGAAUUGUGUGAAGAAAAACUCAAAAUUGAGUUGGGAUUUUUGAGUUCUUGGCUUUUUCGGGGACUACCCUUUGAUGUUUGACACUACUGUAUGUAUGUAUGUAUUAUGUAAAGGUAAAAGCGCAAGCUUUUAUACUCAAGGAUAUGGAUGCUGGAAAAUGUGGGAUCAUGGAUUUGAGCAGAAGUUUCAAGUUCAUCCGUCUGCUUGGGAGAAUGAUUAAUAUGUUCUGGUGAGUUUAUGUAUCUUUUUCUUUUUAUGUUUUUCACCUUGUGAGUAUAAAUGAUUGCUCACUACUUUUUGUACUAAAGUCGUGUAUACUUUUGGCUUGCUGUGUGUUAAUGGCAAUAUAUUGAAGCGGGUGAAAUUAAUAUUUCUCUCCCUUCCAACACAUGUCAUAGUCUAUGUUUAUUGACAUACUAGUGAUGAGCACGAAUUGUGGCGAGAUCUGUAAGUUCAGAUGAUACAUCAUUUAAGUAGCUUUAUUCAGUAUCA
This is a messenger RNA of Asparagus officinalis (garden asparagus), 1267 nucleotides long. Its product is annotated as RING-H2 finger protein ATL52-like. Bases 1 to 774 code for a protein of 257 amino acids. The record is from RefSeq and is a predicted model, not a curated record. NCBI's taxonomy places the organism in Eukaryota, Viridiplantae, Streptophyta, Magnoliopsida, Asparagales, Asparagaceae. Gene Ontology annotation, biological process: protein ubiquitination. The transcript is spliced from 2 exons. Gene Ontology annotation, molecular function: transferase activity.